GGCAGGUUACUGGACACAGGAUCUCCAGGAGCAGGCUGGGAACCAGUUAUUGGCCAGUUUAGCUGGACAUCAGAGGCUGGCACGUCAGGCUGGGCAGCGGACAGAGGCACAUCAGGCUGGGGCACCAAGUCAUCUGGCACGACAGCGGGCACCGAGUCAUCUGGCACGACAGCGGGCACCGAGUCACCAAGCUCGACAGCGGGCACCGAGUCAUCUGGCAAGUCAGCGGGCACCGAGUCAUCUGGCAUGACAGCGGACACCAAGCCAUCUAGCAGAACCGCGGGCACCGGGUUACCAAGCUUGACAGCGGGCAACGAGUCAUCUGGUACGACAGCGGGCAACGAGUCAUCUGGCACGACAGCGGGCAACGGGUCAUCUGGCUGGAUCGGGCAUCCGGGCAUCAGGCUGAACAAAAGGCGG
This is a messenger RNA of Staurois parvus, 420 nucleotides long. NCBI's taxonomy places the organism in Eukaryota, Metazoa, Chordata, Amphibia, Anura, Ranidae. The record is from the annotation of a GenBank genome assembly.